This is a messenger RNA of Lolium perenne, 2464 nucleotides long. RefSeq names its product L-type lectin-domain containing receptor kinase IX.1-like. Gene Ontology annotation, molecular function: ATP binding; protein kinase activity; carbohydrate binding. Gene Ontology annotation, biological process: protein phosphorylation. The record is from RefSeq and is a predicted model, not a curated record. NCBI's taxonomy places the organism in Eukaryota, Viridiplantae, Streptophyta, Magnoliopsida, Poales, Poaceae.
AAAAGAAACAUAGAAGGUAGAUAGGAUUCCGAUUGGUCUAGUGAUUGGAGCAAGCGGGGCGAGGUUGUUUGUCCCCCUACACACUUGCACAGUUCUAAAUUCUCGCUAAAUCAUCUUAAUUAGCUGCUACAUAAAAGACGUACAUGGAGUUGCUUCCUCUUUGACACGAUAGCAAUUUGCAAAUGGCAAUGGCUCAGCGUCGUCUCCUAAGGGCUGUCUUCCUCUCUCUCCUGUACCAGUACUACCAUGCCGAGUCCCUCGCCUUCCGCUACGAAUCCAUCAACACGGCCAACAAGGCCGACUUCGGCGCGCUCGGGGACGACUGCAAGAUCAACGACAUCAGGGCCGACCUCACAGGCGAAAGCAGCAACAGCUACGCCAACAACCGUGGCCGGCUGGUGUUCCCCAGCCCGGUGCAGCUCUGGGACGCUGCCACCGGCGAGAAGGCCAGCUUCACAACCAACUUCUCCUUCGGCAUCGACGCCGUGCCCGGGCAGAAGGUCGGCCACGGCAUGGCCUUCUUCCUCACCUCACAAGUCAACGGCCCGUCUAACAUACCCCCGGAUUCAUACGGCGGCUACCUCGGCCUCUUUAGUCCGGGAGCCACCGGAGGUGAGAAGGUCGUCGCCGUCGAGUUUGACACGUUCAAGGACCAGUGGGACCCUAGCGACUAUCACAUCGGAGUCGAUAUUAACAACAUCGCCUCGUUCGGUAACUACAGCCAGACGUUGCCGAAAGGUAGCUUUGUUGGCCGGGUCAUGUCCGCACAGAUCGACUACGACGGAGGCACGGGACAACUAAGUGUCGUUCUGCGCAACGGCAGCAGCGACGGUGCCACUUAUAAUCUCAGCGCCAACGUCGACCUGCGAACCCUGCUGCCGGACAAGGUAAUCAUCGGCUUUUCAGCGGCGACCGACUCGAAGCGGACUGCGAUGCACUACGUGCUAUCCUGGUCCUUCAGCUCUACGUCAAUUGAAGGAUCACAGCGGCGGCGCACUGGCGUAUCGCUCGUGGCCGGCGUGACGGCUGCAACAGUGCUGGCUCUCCUGCUAAGCACGGUUGUCGGGGUGAUGAUGUGGCGGUCCAGACGGAAGGAACAGUCUACCGACGACGACGACGACCCGUGGUCGAUCGACGAGGACCUCGAGUCGGGGUCGGGGCCGCGGCCGUUCCAGCUGAGUAAGCUGACGGCGGCAACGAGGAACUUCGCCGAGAAGGAGAAGCUCGGACAGGGAGCGUCCGGGUCCGUGUAUCGCGGACGCGUCGACGAGCUCGACGUCGCCAUCAAGGUGUUCUCCAGGGCUGGCUCGGCGCAGGGGAAGCGGGAGUACACCGCGGAGGUCACCGUGAUCAGCCGUCUCCGGCACCGCAACCUGGUGCAUCUCAUAGGCUGGUGCGACGGCCGCAAGAAGCUUCUGCUCGUCUACGAGCUCGUGCCCAACGGAAGCCUCGACCGGCACCUCCACAGCGCGACGGCGGUGCUUCCAUGGCUGGCGAGGCAUAGGAUCAUUCUCGGGCUUGGUGCUGCCGUGUUGUACCUGCACGAGGAGUGGGGGCAGUGCGUCAUCCACGGCGACAUAAAGCCGAGCAACAUUAUGCUCGACGAAUCGUUCGACGCGAAGCUCGGCGACUUCGGCCUCGCACGGCUCAUGGACCAUGGCGUCGGCCUGCAGACCAUGACCGCCGUGGCCGGCACGCCUGGAUACCUUGACCCGGAGUGCCUCGCCUCGGGGAAGGCCAGCGCCGAGUCUGACGUGUACAGCUUCGGCGUCGUGCUUCUGGAGGUCGCCACCGGCAGGCGACCCAUGGCGCCUCCACCGCCGGGCGACAAGAGGAUCUUCCGGCUGGUGGAGUGGGUAUGGGGUCUCUAUGGCCGUGCCAUGGUGCUGCACGCGGCCGACGAGGCGCUAAGCGGGGUGUUCGACGCCCAGGAGAUGGAGCUCGUGUUGGUGGUCGGGUUGUGGUGCGCACACCCCGACGCAACGGCGCGGCCGAGCAUCAGGGAGGCAGUCGAGGCGCUGCGCUCCGGCGAGGCCGCCAAGCUGCCCAGGCUUCCGCCUCGGAUGCCUGUGGCGAUAUACGUGCAGCCUUACGAUCCGAUUGAAAAGUAUGUUGUCGUCGACGACUCGUCGAGGGCAAGCACGUCCGUCAAGGCGAACCUCGAGAUGAGCUCUCACGAUUACGCCGACCAGCCUCUGUCGACGGACGAACACCAUAUAAUGUUUACCAGCUCGAGCAGUCCUCCCUCUGGGUCAAAACAGUCGGUUCGUCUGCUCAGAGGAAGGUAGUUGGUCAAGGAUCAUUUCUUCUAUCCUCUUGAAACUCUAUCAGGGAAAAAAAUGCACCACAACGUUGAUGAAAAUCGGAGGAUACUACAUCAAAGUCUCAAAAUGCCAUUUAGGAAAGGAAAUUAUUACAAUAGUCACAUGGAAACAUAUGAGCUUGCCGAUAGAGUAAAAUGCAU